Pseudophryne corroboree (corroboree frog) is the source of this 2685-nucleotide messenger RNA. RefSeq names its product carcinoembryonic antigen-related cell adhesion molecule 8-like. The record is from RefSeq and is a predicted model, not a curated record. NCBI's taxonomy places the organism in Eukaryota, Metazoa, Chordata, Amphibia, Anura, Myobatrachidae. Bases 10 to 1179 code for a protein of 389 amino acids. The transcript is spliced from 7 exons.
AGUCUGUGGAUGGAUCUGACCAGUGGAUUGAUGGAUAUUCAGCUGAUCCCUCAGUAUCCAGUGAUCAAGGAAUCUGUCAUCCUGAGUGUUAUUGGGACCACUGGGAGGAUUAGGUAUUUCGCUUGGUAUAAAGGACCAAACACCAGAGCUGAGUAUCAAUUCCUCAAAUACACUUCUGCUGCUACUUCUCCACUACUUCCUGGACCUGUAUACGUCUCUCGGGCAAGACCUUUCCCUAAUGGAUCAUUACUGAUCACAGAUCUCCAUAUGAUAGAUACUGGUAACUAUAUAAUACGAGUACAGACAGAGAAAUCAGAAGAAAAUACCUCGGUGUCACUGACUGUCUACCAGCACCUGAGAAAACUUCGGGUCACAGCGUCUACUUCCCAUCCCACAGAAAAUGACACAUUCACUCUUACAUGUAACACCAGGAAUGCUGAGAGGAUACUAUGGAGCAGGGACAGUGUCAGUCUCCCCUCUGGGUCCAUCUUGAGAGCAAAUAACAGAACAGUCACUUUCUCCAGGGUUACACGGGGAGACUCAGGAGAGUACCGAUGUGAGAUUGAGAACUCAGCCAGUAAGAGUAUCAGUGAUCCCUACACAGUAACCGUAUACUAUGGCCCAGAUAAUGUGCAAAUUACAGGCGAGUUACUAGUGCAUGUUGGGUCGUACAUCUCAUUGUCAUGUUCUGCCGAUUCUUACCCACCACCCAACUACCAAUGGAUAUUCAAGGACAGCGAUUUAAAUAUAAAACAAAACACGCUGCUACUGUAUAAUGCUUACGAUGAGAGCCAGGGGAUGUAUACCUGUGCGGUGACUAACCCAGCGACACGGCGUAAUGCUACUGCCUCUGUGUACGUGAUUGUUGCAUUAGGUGUUCGUGGAUCCCCUGAUGAGCUCAGUGUUACACAGAUAGCUGGAAUCAUCUUUGGGACAGUCCUGGGAACUGUGCUGAUUGUUAGUGUAACCUUUCUACUGUAUAAGAGAUGUGUCCUUCCUGUGAGAGAGGAGCAGAGAGAAACAUCAAAUGAGAAGCAAGAAUCGCCCUCUGAGUAUUACAAUGUACAGGCUCCUACAGUGUUUAAUCCUGCUAGUCAAGAGAAUACAUAUGUGGGUUUGCAGUACAAGACACAGGACACAUACAGUGAUCUACAGAGAGGAUAUGGAUUCACUGCAUGACUGAUACUCCUGUUAUCAACUUUUCAUAUUCACUGCUUGCUACAGUAUAAUGAACAGUGACAUAUUGUGGAGGAUGAGUACUGUAGGAGACUGACAGCUGCAGAACAUGCUUGUUUAUUAAGCAUAAAAUUGGGCAUCAGGUGCCUUUGCCCAGGGCACGAGGCCGAGAGGGUGACACAGUCUCUGCUCUGACAGUACCUCUUUCCACCUGUCUGCAUGGACAGAAUAAAGCCCUGCUAGCUCCAUGUAUCUCUGCUUCUCCAUGCAUCUCUCCAUUAAGUACUCAAAGUAGCAGUGGGUAGAGCUACAAGUGGUGCAGCAGGUGCAUUGCACCAAGGCCCCUGAGUACUAAUUGGCCCACUGCUGCCCAGACCAGCAAUGCAUUUUCCCCUGGCAUUCUGCCCAACCAUUUUGAGCAAUGACGGAAGAUUGGCACAGUGCAGAGAGCAGAGUGGGCCCCAAUGCCCGAGGAUCCUGUACCCUACUUAGGGAGGCUGGCUGCAUCAGUCUGCCAUCUGAUCUAGAUUAAUAGGGUCCUGCUGCCUAUCACCGCUGAGUGCCAUUGCCACAUACUGCCUCUAAAUCACAGACAGCUGCCUCUAAUUCAUAGCACAGUAUGUGGGACCCCUCUCACAGGCAGAGCAGUGACCAUUCUGUUCCUGCCCCCACUAAAGUAUAUCCCCGUUCUUCACACUGUACAGUGUGUAAUUUUAUCCCUGUCACACUCUGCCUAUCACCAAAAUCUUCUGCCUCUCUCCGUCACCUUCUACCUCUCCCUCCUGCCCACUGCCUCUCCCUGACAACCUCUACUUCUCCCUGUCAGCCACUGCAUAUCCCUGUCAUCCUCUGCCUCACCCUGUCACCAACUGCAUGACCCACUGAUUUCCUGUUAUCCACUGCCUCUCCCUAUCACCCACUGCCUCUCCCCAUCACCCACUGCCUCUCCCCAUCACCCACUGCCUCCUGCUGUCACCCUCUUCCUCUCAAUGUCACCCACUGCCUCUCCAAGUCACCAUCUUCCUGUUCCUGUCACCCAAUGGUGUGUGGCAUAUCAUAAACUUGGGGUGGGGCAGAGGAGAGGGCCCAAAGUCUGUUAUUGCACCUGGGCACAGCAUUCACAAGUUCCACCAUUGCACAGUAUGCACACAGCCUAAUGCUUCCAGGUUCAAGAGGAGCAUCAGAAACAUGCUCAGUGAUAUGUGUAGGGCAGUGGUUCCCAAACUGUGAGCCUAGGCGCCAUGGGGUGCCUCGGGACACUUGCAGGGGUGCCUUGGAUGGGUGGUUCAGGACCGAUUCAAAUUAUUUAUGAUUAAUGUAAUAGGCAAAACCAGUGCUGGUGGCUGCCAAUCAUAGAAUAUGUGGACAAACACAAGAAUAUCCUGUCCCUCACCACAUAACUGACCCUAAGGAUGACAUAUAAACCCAAUUUACUUCAUUUAAUAUUUCUUUCUAAACCUCUCAAAAAGAAAAUUUGGCCUAGGGGUGCCGUGAAAAAAAAUCUGAUAC